This is a messenger RNA of Triticum urartu, 2597 nucleotides long. RefSeq names its product VIN3-like protein 1. The record is from RefSeq and is a predicted model, not a curated record. Gene Ontology annotation, biological process: epigenetic regulation of gene expression; vernalization response. Lineage: Eukaryota; Viridiplantae; Streptophyta; Magnoliopsida; Poales; Poaceae. Gene Ontology annotation, molecular function: protein binding.
CUCCCCCCAACCCUAGCCGCCGCCAGGGGACGGUCGCGUCGCGGCAGCAGGAUCCAACGUUACUGGACAUUGAUUAUGCUUGGUGGAUGAGGAUGCCACAAUAAAGAGGGCGGGGGUUCGAUAAGGUUCUUGUCUUGAAGCUAUCCAGUGAGGGUUUAGAGUUGUUGCCUUUGAAGACUACAACCCAUGCUAGUGAAUAAAUUGAAAAGGGAAGGUGGCUGGUGAACUUGAGUUAAGACAUGUCCAAAUCUACUCCUGUUAAAGCAAGCAAGAAUUCUGAAUUGAAGAAAUCUACAGCCAUCUUAACAAUAGCAAAUGGCCAUGCUUGUAAGAAGGAUGCAAUUGGUGGAGAGCAUCCUGUCCAUGACAUCAAGUCCACUGGUACUUGGAUCUGUAGAAAUUUGGCCUGUAAAGCUGUUGUAACAGCUGAAGAUUCUUUCUGCAAGAGGUGCUCAUGUUGUAUUUGCCAUCAGUUUGAUGACAAUAAAGAUCCUAGUCUAUGGUUGGUUUGUGCAUCUGAAAAUGACGACAAACAGUGCUGUGGUUCUUCUUGCCAUAUCGAGUGUGCCCUCCAACAAAAGCGGGUGGGAUGCUUUGAUCUUCAAAAAAUUAUUCAUCUUGAUGGGAGUUAUUCAUGUGCUUCAUGUGGGAAGAUAUCUGGGAUACUAGGUUAUUGGAAAAGGCAAUUAGUGAUUGCAAAGCAGGCUCGCCGAGUUGAUAUACUCUGCCACCGCAUCUAUGUGAGUUAUCAGUUGUUGGAGGGUACGAGCUGUCAUACAGAAUUGCAUAACAUUAUUCAAGAUGCAAAAGCAAAACUUGAAUGUGAGGUCGGUCCACUUGAUGGAAUGUCGGCAAAGAUGGCACGUGGUAUCGUAAGCAGGUUAUCUGGUGGUAGUAAUAUACUGAAACUUUGCUCUCUAGCGAUUCAAAAAGUUGAUGAGUUGUUGAGUUCUCCAUCUCCAGGCUUGCAUGUUCGAGGUUCAUUACCAGCUGCGUGCAGAUUCAAAUUCGAAGAUAUUACAUCGUCUUCCCUUGUUAUCAUCCUAAAAGAAACUAAAUUAGCAUCACCGGACACCAUCAAAGGUUAUAAGCUAUGGUACUGGAAGAGCAGAGAGCAACCAAGCAUGGAUGAACCUGUUAUUUUGUCAAGAGAUGAAAGAAAAAUACUUGUUUAUAACCUCGCCACAUGCACAGAAUAUUCCUUCAGAAUCAUAUCAUUCUCAGAUGCUGAUGCGACCAUUGGGCAUUCCGAGUCUAAAUGUUAUACUGCGAGCAAGGAGGUAUUUGUCAAAUCUGUGACCCAGAAGGCCACGGGAAUAUGCCCGCAGACGCAGACAACGGAUAGGAGCCAGGCUUGUAUGUCCACUGGAUUUAGGAUCCGAGAUGCUGGGAAGAUCUUGCGGCGAGCUUGGGCUGAAGAAGGCUGUUUUGAGGAUAUGUACGAAGGUUCAUGUGACAUAAGUGCCACAGAAGCAGACCAGGCAGAGAACAGUGAACAGGGUCAUAUGUUAUCUGGUGCAUGUCGCAAACUUCAGUUCAAUGCAUUUUCUGUCCCUGACCUAAAUGCACCCAUGCCCAUGGACAUAGACUCUUCCCCUGAGAAGAGCUAUGAUUUAAAUAACAGACUUUUUAGGUCAAAUGACAGUGGUGGCUCAGAGGCUUGCGAGGCAGUCAGGAGCGCGGAGCCGGCUGCUGUUGAAUCUCGGCCAGGAGGCAAGGCAAAGCAGCCCAAUGGUGCUCAGAAUGAAAGCUGUGAGCAGGAUGGAGUUUCAGCCAUCUGCCGCCAAAAGCAACUUCUGAAAAGGCCUAGAGUUCUGGAUGAGGACUAUGAGUACUGUGUGAAGGUGAUACGGUGGCUGGAGUGUGACGGGCACAUAGAGACUGAUUUCAGAUUGAAGUUUUUGACUUGGCUGAGUCUAAGAUCGACUGAGAAUGAGCAUAGGGUUGUGAACACAUUCAUCAAAACACUAAUCAAAGAACCAAGCAGUCUGGCUGAGCAGCUUGUUGAUUCUUUCGGAGAGAUGAUAAACUGCAAGAGACCAAAAGUAGGUUUCGGCAGUGAGCUAUGGCAUUUGGACAAACAAUAACAAUUCAAGAGUUCGCUAACUCAUUGGUAUUCUAUAAUUUUUCCGAUCAAGGGCAGUGAAUUCCGGUUGCUUCUGUCGCCCAAAAUGAGAAUGAGGGGGUUAGGUUCAUAAACUUGAUAAUCACCGCACCGACCCAGCUAUCAGAUUAUUACCAUACCUUAUAAGUUCAGAUCAGAACGUGCACAAUUUUCUUGAGUGUCAUCAUUUCGACCAUUACCAUACCUUAUAAGUUCAGAUCGGAACAUGCACAAUUUUCUUGGGAGUCGUCAUUUCGAGCCUAUGGGAUUAGGAUAUUUGAUUUACUUAGAAAUUCCUAUCUUCUUGAUUCUACUUAGGAAAAUCAUUUUAGGCGGAAAAUAGAUUGCAUUGAAAGAUUCCUGUUCCACCUGUAAGUAGUGGAAACAAUUUUAUAUUCUCAUUGGUUUAGUACUCUAUAUUCUGUCCGAGCCCUGGAAAAAAAUCUUAUAUGAUGUCAUGUAUGGCUUACAUGUGCUUGGGACCUCUUUUUCA